AUGACGGAGGUUGGGUAUGGAUCAAAUCAGUCUAGAGGAGCAACAAGAUCCGCCACCCCAUUACGGCGUUGCAGCCUCUCAAGAGUUCCAGAAAGGUCGUUGAUAUCAUUGAGGACCCCAGUUAGCUUCAGCUGUGGGGGAUGGGCAAGUCUUCCCGUGCUCGUCUUUUUGAUUCUGGAUAAUUUAUUAGAACCCAUUGACCAUGUUCGUUUUGCUGCUGUUUGCAAGCAAUGGCGUUCUAUGUCCAAACUCUAUAAUCAAGCAACGCAACGGUGGCGCAAUAAACAACUUGCCCCCAUGCUCUUGAUCCCAAACCAGGACGAUGACCACCGAAGAGUAGUGUACAGCAUUUCUGAAGGAAGAGUUUAUAGCAAUAUUCGGCUGCAAGUACCUUUUAGCAGGAGGUGUUGUGGCUCUAGCCAUGGCUGGUUGGCCACAGUUGAUACAACAGAGCAAGGAUGUCCGGUGGUAGUACUCAGGAACCCUUUCACAAAAGCAAAGCCCAUCUUUCUCCUCCCUUGGAUAUCCUUAUCGCAAACACUUUGCGGUCGCUGGCCUAUGUUGGCUUUCAUCAAGGCAGGUCAAAACACUUGGACUUACCCCAGCCCAAAUGGUAACUUUGGUGAUGUUAUAUUCUAUAAAAGCAAAGUGUACGCACUUGAAGCCAUGGGAGACAUUGAGUCAUUGGAUGUUUUUAGCAGUGAUAGUAACCCUUCACAGCCGCCACAACUGAAGCCACGCACACCUUUUCGGCCAUUUGAACCUUAUUGUUUUCAUGCAUAUCUUGUGGAAUCAAUUAAGGGAGAUUUGUUGCAUAUCUUAAGAUUUUAUGCGUUAAUUGAUGGUAGGUUCAACUAUGGUGCUGGGCGGCGGACUACGCACUUCAUGAUUUACAAGUGGGUGUUUGACAAUGAAGAUGAAGGAUCUAUUGGGCACAAUGUUGAGGUGAAAAGCAUUGGAGAUGAGGCUCUCGAUGAUUACAUAUCAAACUAUCCAUCCUUAGAGGGUGAUGAACCAUAUGAUAUGGGUAUCUUCAACUUGGAGGACGGAACCAUCACACAACAUUACUCUCUACACUCCAAUUCGCAGAGAGCGAUUUGGGUUGUGCCGCCAUUAAUGGACUAUUUUAGCUUCUAA
Molecule: messenger RNA, 1137 nt
Organism: Prunus armeniaca (apricot)
Lineage: Eukaryota; Viridiplantae; Streptophyta; Magnoliopsida; Rosales; Rosaceae
Source: the annotation of a GenBank genome assembly